CUCAAGCCAUAAUUUGAUUAAUUUCAAGUAGCUAUUUCACUUAAACACAUCUAUUGUAUCGAACAAUUUUAAGGAGAGUCGUCAUGGUGAAUUCCUUUGUUUCAUUAAUCACUAUUAUAGCAAUAUUAGUAGUUCUUAUUAAAGGAGAUUCUGAAAACUGUUAUGUUUGUGAAAUAGCAAUAAGUGAUGUGUAUGUAAUUCCUUGCAGACACGACCUUUGUUCUUCUUGUGCCAAUAGAUUAAAAAAUGGAAAUUCAUCGUGUAAAUGCGAAAAAGGAAUUAAAACUAUAGUGCAAAGGACGCCAGAAUCAAUUUUAAAGAAAAAUGAUGUUGAAGAAGAUUGUGGGAUUUGUAUGACAAAAGAAGCUGAUGUAAUGAUUGUACCAUGUGGACAUUUUUUUUGUGGACAUUGUAUUGUUGAAUUGCAUAAUAGACAUUUUCAAUGUCCAGUAUGUAGAAGUGAUAUGGAAUCAUAUAAGGGACUAGAUGCUGAACAAACACAACAACUUUUAAUAUUUAAUAAUGAUGAAAAUAAUUUUGAUGAUACAUUUGAUCGAUCAUCUGUAACUAAUGAUGAAGUUUUAAGCAGUAUGACAAGAGUGUAUUUAGAACAAUUAAGAUUAAGAUCCAGUUCGGAGAGUAAUGAUAGUUAUUCUAUUGAACAGAUAACAGAAUUAUUCCAAGAUGCUGUUUUAGAAAUUCAUGGCAGUGAAUCCGUUGAAUUUUCAUCGUCGGGGAGCAAUGAAUUUUCUUCGAGUGAUAAUGAAAUUAUACAAGCUUUAGAAAUGAAUAAUAAUGAAACCGUUGAUUUCUCAUCGCCGGAGAGCACUGAUUUUUUUCCUUAUGAAAACAAUACAUCACCAGGACGAUAAUAUAAAAGUCAACAUUUAAUUAAAAUAUUCAACUCUGCUAUAUAUAUUUAAAAAAUUAUUGUGAUAAAUAUAUUCUAAUACAUCAA
This is a messenger RNA of Daktulosphaira vitifoliae (grape phylloxera), 958 nucleotides long. Its product is annotated as E3 ubiquitin-protein ligase rnf8-A-like. Gene Ontology annotation, cellular component: cytoplasm. Gene Ontology annotation, biological process: protein ubiquitination. The record is from RefSeq and is a predicted model, not a curated record. The transcript has 14 exons. The coding region runs from base 84 to 872 and encodes 262 amino acids. NCBI's taxonomy places the organism in Eukaryota, Metazoa, Arthropoda, Insecta, Hemiptera, Phylloxeridae. Gene Ontology annotation, molecular function: ubiquitin protein ligase activity.